This is a messenger RNA of Ornithodoros turicata, 2577 nucleotides long. RefSeq lists its product as uncharacterized. NCBI's taxonomy places the organism in Eukaryota, Metazoa, Arthropoda, Arachnida, Ixodida, Argasidae. The record is from RefSeq and is a predicted model, not a curated record. The transcript is spliced from 7 exons. Bases 131 to 2461 code for a protein of 776 amino acids. Gene Ontology annotation, molecular function: protein binding.
GCUCACGUGCUUUCAAAGCUCGAGAUCCCUCAGUUGCUCCAUGGCUCGCAUCUGAUGUCGGUACGGAGGUCUUCGAGCUGGGCAUGCUGCAGUAAAGGUGAACUUGGAUUAAAGGGCAGAUGCCAGCCGAAUGGCAGUGUGGGGCAUAUUCGCUGCCCUUCUGUUGUCACAGCUGGGGGAUGGCCAUGCGUCUAGUCUUGAUUAUGAGACAAUCACUAUGGAAGACACAUGCGACAUUCUUCCGCGUUCCAUCGUCAUCGCUGCCUCUGGGCGCGGCUCGGCACUGCUGAUCACCUCGCACCAAUCCGAUGCUUACAAGUCCGGUCUUACUUGCACUCUCACCGUCAAGACGAAGUCCGGCUACAGGCUAAUCGUUGUCUUCGAGAAGCUGGCAUUUCCAAACUGCUCAGACACACUGUUGAUUAGCAACGUUCAGAACGAUCCAGGACCCAUAUGCAAGUCUCUACCGGAACCGCUGAAGUCCGCGUCGAAUGUGAUAAAUGUUACCUUCAGUACAGGAGGAGCACCGAAGUCAGCGGAUCAAGGAUUCAGCGCCGUUGUUACAUCAUUCAAAGAUGGCUCAUACUGCAGCAUGGGACAACACAAGUGCACCGCUGAUAUCAAAUGCAUUGCAGACAACUUUGUUUGCGACGGCCACAACAACUGUGGUGACAAGAGCGACGAAGUCUGUGAUACCAGUUCCCCAUGGAGUCGAAACCUAGGCCCACUCGUAUUUAUCUUGCCCGUAAUGGUUCUGAUGGCAUUAUGUGUUGCAACACCACUGGUUAUACGGAGCUGCUCGAAACAACCACCAGAGGAAACUGUUCGUGCAUACACCUUUUCUGGGCGCGACGGUCCGCAAAGCUUGAAUCAGAUGCCACCUGGAGCAGCAUCUGGAGCAGCACCUGGUCAGCUUGCUCCUCAGGGAUACCCAGCGUACAGACAACCGACAUUGCAGCAACAACAACGGUUCCCGUCGCACUACUAUCAGCAAGGAAUGCCCGACAAUCGAACGCCAGAACAGCUGCGACCACUGCAGCAAGCUCCCUUGGACACAGGACAGACCAGUGGAGUGCCUUACACGGCGAACAGGCCUAGACUUCCGGCUCCUCCAGAGUUCUUCUUAGAUGCCAAUUAUCCCAGAGCUGGUCCUAUUGUUAUGACUGUGAGCGAGACGGGACAGGACCCCACCCAACGAUCACGGCAAGACCAAACAUUCCAGCGGCCGAGAGAGGAAGGACUAGCCUCUGACCUGUACCAACCGUUCCGUGCAGCAAACGCACAAGUUCCUCAGCUUCGUGCCCGUGCUCCUUUGUACCAACACAGCCACCCUCCACUCAGCCUUUAUGACCAGCCAGACAUGGACAUGUUCCACGGACCGACAUUUUCCAUGGGAGGCAUUGGUGGUAUGGGCGGUAUGGGAGGUGCAAGUGGAGUGGGAGGAGUCGGUGUUAUGGGAGGUGUGGGUGGCUUGGGUGGCAUGGGAGCACCAGGUAUGGGCGGUGGUGUUGCGGGUUUUCACGGAAUCCCACGAUUUCCAACGUUUAUCAUAAUCGAAACAGGUGAAGAUGACUCCAUUGACUCUCAAGACGUAUUUCCAAGAACGUCACCAGGGGCAAUGCAACCCAGCACGACAUCAUCGGGACCAGGUGAUACAGUGUUUCCCACGCUACUUAUUCAGCGUAGAAACAGGGAGGAAGGGCCCGAAAAUUCUUCGGAACAAGACCGUCCCAGGCACAGGCACCGACACAGACGACGCCAUGAACACCAGCAACCAAACACUGAGGAACCGCAGAACGGCGAAGCAGGCGCAACUCUGAAGCCGCGAAAAGAGGGACCUGACGAGCCCCCACAAACAGAUCGGGACCUACCACCUCCUAGCAAGCCAUCACCAACCGAGCUUCCACGUAGUGAAACACCACCUCGUGAGACGACCUCAACUCCGCCACCUGCUAGCGCACAUGUUCCUCCAUCUGCUCCAGUGGUGUCUGCUGGACAACCUCCGCCGUUUGGAGGCACCAACAAAACUGUAAUGAGAAUUGAUACCAUAGCAACCGCUGCUUCGCUGAGAAAUGUAUUUGCUUCACGACCAAGACGCAUUAGCGAGCCCUCGGUGGUAGAAUGUCUGGGCAAAGACAAAGCGAGGAGGGCACGGUCGCAGUGGGACGACUUUGUGGAAGUUCAGGAUUUGAAGAAUGCUGUUUACGAUCUGGCCACCACGUCGACGUACGACUAUGCCAGCGUUUGGUCGAAAACUUCAUCGGAGGGUUCCCAAGUCAUGAACACAAGUAGAUCCGACGAAUCGUUGUCUUUACAUGCGGAGGAGUCAGGAGAGGGAUCAGGUGUCAGUGCGUUUGAGAUCAACAUGUUGAGGUCAGCGACGUCUUUAGAAAAUGUUGCUGUACCUGACGGUUCCCAGUUCGAUGCUGCGCGCUCCACAGACAUUUUGUUGCCACGAUAAUUGUGUUAAGAAACAUUCCAUCGGGUUCGACUCAAUAGACAAGGAGCCGUUGAGUGCACGGUUUAAUAGCUGGUGAUACGAACUUCUUUACUUGGCUUAAUAAAAUUGAGGUGUUA